This is a messenger RNA of Phyllotreta striolata, 1554 nucleotides long. NCBI's taxonomy places the organism in Eukaryota, Metazoa, Arthropoda, Insecta, Coleoptera, Chrysomelidae. The record is from the annotation of a GenBank genome assembly.
UCUUCCUAGAUUCAGUUAACUAGCCAUAAUUAUUUAUCCGGAGUGUCGAUCAUUAAAAAAGAAUCAUAAAUCAAUUAGGAGUUGGUGCACUAGGAGCAGGCCAUGGGUAACGAAACUUCUCUACCCAUGGAGCUUUGCUCUAACUUCGAUGCGGAUGAGAUACGGCGUCUCGGAAAACGUUUCAGAAAGCUGGACCUGGACAAUUCGGGCGCCCUGAGCAUCGAUGAGUUCAUGUCCCUUCCGGAAUUACAGCAGAACCCCCUCGUUCAACGCGUAAUUGACAUUUUCGACGCAGAUGGUAACGGUGAGGUCGAUUUUAAAGAAUUCAUCCAGGGUGUCUCCCAAUUCAGCGUGAAAGGCGACAAACUCUCGAAAUUGAGAUUUGCCUUUCGAAUUUACGACAUGGAUAACGAUGGGUACAUUUCUAAUGGCGAACUCUUCCAGGUCCUAAAAAUGAUGGUCGGCAAUAACCUUAAGGAUACCCAGCUGCAGCAAAUCGUGGAUAAAACUAUAUUGUUCGCAGAUAAAGAUGAGGACGGGAAAAUUUCCUUCGAGGAAUUCUGCAAUGUUGUCGGUAACACCGACAUUCACAAGAAGAUGGUCGUAGAUGUUUAGAUCGUGCGAUCGUCGAGUUCAACUUGAAACCUAAUCUUUUAGUUGUUGCGAAUAAAUCAAAAUUCUGUCGUUUUGGUUCGUACUACACGUUAGAAACGCUUCGAAUAUAUCGGUGUGCACGGUUCACGGGCAAUUUUAUGGACCGUGUAUCACUCGUUUUCUCACUGCUUUAGUAUAAACAUCACUUCCUUUCUUUAGCGUUAGGAUCAAGUUGACUCUUGUUAUGUUUGUAGUUUAUUUAAAUUCGCUGUAUAAAUCUAAAGAACAGCUCAUAUUGCAUGCGUUGCGCUUUCAUUUUAUAAAAAAUAAAAUAUAAUGUGUUUUGAAUAGUUGUUCUUUAUACUUUUAAUCUAAAUGUCGUGUGUGUAUAGCUUUAAAGAGUAUCAAAAUGUAACCUAAAUUUUAACGCUUAAAUCAUGUUCAGCUUAAGAAUGUACUUAUCGAACUUUUCACACAAAAACUAUCGGUUUAGAUUAAAAGAAAAAGUUCUUGAGCAAGUUUUAAAUUAUAGGGUGAUUUAUAAGGCUUGCUAUAAUUACUUUUUAUUCUAGUCAAGUAUAUCUGAUAUCAACAACCUAACGGUUUGCGUCCCAAACAUAAGGAAUGUUUGUCGAAGUCAAUUUGAAAAAAAACUUAAUGGGACUCAUACUAGUUGCACCUAUUAUGUUUUUCCUCUACAUUUAAUAAACAUUUCGCCGUUUCGAUGCAAACUGUUAAGUCUAUACAGCAAUGAUUCGCUGUGAUUUUUCAUAAAUUGUGUGCUUUGGGAACGAAACACCGAACGUUGCUUCGUUGAUAUUUUAGUUGAGAUUUUUAUCUAACACAAGAAUAGAUGUAAAUUAGUUUGUAGAUUGGAAAGUUUCAUUAUAUUGUAUAAUAUGUUAAUCUGUGUGAGAUGUUUUAAAAUUUAUGUUUAAUAAAGAUUAUUCACCUCUCGAA